CUCUACGUUACCUCUGAGUCUCUCCCUCUCCCGCACUCUCCACACACACUCCUACUCACGCACAUUCGCCCACCCUAGACCAUCUGUCCUUUGACACUCACCUGACGCCCAACACAUCAACAUCAACCAACAAUGAGAGAAGUUCUUUCCCUUCACGUCGGACAGGCCGGUGUUCAGCUCGGUAACGCCUGCUGGGAGCUGUACCUCGCAGAGCACGGCCUCUCUCCCGAUGGACGAGUCAUGGAGGGCGGCCCAGCCGCCAACGAGGAUGGCUUCUCCACCUUCUUCUCCGAGACUGGCAACGGCAAGUUCGUGCCUCGAUCCGUCUACGUAGACUUGGAGGAGAACGUCAUCGGCGCCGUCCGAAACGGUCCCUACCGAUCCCUCUUCCACCCUGAGACUCUCGUCACUGGAAAGGAGGACGCUGCCAACAACUACGCUCGUGGUCACUACACCGUAGGAAAGGAGCUCAUCGACCAGACCCUCGACCGAGUUCGCAAGCUCGCCGACGCCUGCUCUGGUCUGCAGGGAUUCUUCGUCUUCCACUCCUUUGGUGGUGGAACAGGUUCCGGUUUCGGAUCCCUCCUCCUCGAGCGUCUUGCCCAGGACUACGGCAAGAAGGCCAAGCUGGAAUUCUCCGUCUACCCUGCCCCCAUGAUGAGCUCGUCGGUCGUUGAGCCCUACAACUCCGUCCUCACCACCCACACCACCCUGGAGAACUCCGACUGCUCCUUCAUGGUCGACAACGAGGCCAUCUACGACAUCUGCAAGAAGAACCUCGGUAUUCAGAGCCCCGGUUACUCCAACCUGAACCGACUCAUCGCUCAGGUCGUGUCCUCCGUCACCGCUUCGUUGCGAUUCGACGGUUCUCUCAACGUCGACCUGAACGAGUUCCAGACCAACCUGGUGCCCUUCCCCCGAAUCCACUUCCCCUUGGUCUGCCUUGCCCCCAUCAUCUCGGCCGAGAAGGCCUUCCACGAGCAGAACUCCGUAGCGGAGAUGACCUUCUCCACCUUUGAGAAGGGCAACCAGAUGGUCAAGUGUGACCCUCGAGACGGAAAGUUCAUGGCCUGCUGUCUGCUGUACCGAGGUGACGUCGUACCAAAGGACGUCAACUCGGCCGUCGCUGCCAUCAAGACUAAGAGGACCAUCCAGUUCGUCGACUGGUGCCCUACCGGAUUCAAGAUUGGUAUCUGCAAUGAGGCACCCGCCACUGUCCCCGGAGGUGACCUUGCCAAGGUCAGCCGCUCCCUGUGCAUGUUGGCCAACACGACUGCCAUUGCCACUGCUUGGUCUCGUCUGGACACCAAGUUCGACCUGAUGUACCAGAAGCGUGCCUUUGUUCACUGGUACGUCGGAGAGGGUAUGGAGGAGGGAGAGUUCUCAGAGGCUCGAGAGGACCUUGCUGCCCUCGAGAAGGACUACGAGGAGGUCGGACAGGACACUGCUGGCGAUGGUGACGAGCUCGUAGAGGAGGAGUACUAAGCGCGUCCGAAUGGAGCAAAGAGAGUCUAAGUUCACUCGAGCUCUUCUCCGCUGCUUGCGCCUCCCCGUGUUUUCUCUUGUCCAACUUCUAGUCUGUUUCGCAUGACUCUGUCGC
This is a messenger RNA of Microstroma glucosiphilum, 1600 nucleotides long. RefSeq names its product tubulin-domain-containing protein. Bases 133 to 1485 code for a protein of 450 amino acids. The record is from RefSeq and is a predicted model, not a curated record. Gene Ontology annotation, molecular function: structural constituent of cytoskeleton; GTP binding. Gene Ontology annotation, cellular component: cytoplasm; nucleus; spindle. Gene Ontology annotation, biological process: nuclear division; microtubule cytoskeleton organization; mitotic cell cycle. Lineage: Eukaryota; Fungi; Basidiomycota; Exobasidiomycetes; Microstromatales; Microstromataceae. The transcript is spliced from 4 exons.